UAUGAGCAGUCAAGUCAUUUUUAUUAGGGGAAGGAUGCAGAAGUAUAAGAAUAAUCAAGACCUACAAGGAGACAGGAAUACAGCAUCUCCUCACAGAAUAGUAAAUAUACAAAGACUGGGGUUCAUGGUUCACCCUCCUCACCCAAAACCUGCUGUUUCUUGUGUGAUUAGCAGCACAAAAACCUGAAGUUAUGCACCAGAGAUCAUUACUCUAGUCAUGGUCAAACUUAGUUAAGAUACGUGUAGUAGUACAUAUUUCCCUGCAAUGCAGACAUAAAAAAGAACAGAUAGGAAGGAUCCUCAAUGAGAGAGAUCUCACUUAUCGUGCAUUUAAUUCCUCCCUCUUAUGCAUUUAUGAUCACAAUUCCAGCCAGCUUUGCUACCUCACCUUAGAAGAGGUGAAAUAAAGAACAACAGGAUCUCAAUGGUAUUCCAGGCUUUCAGUCUCUGCAUGCACUGUCAGUAGGGACAGAGAUCUCUGUUAGAGUAGCAAGAAGCUGCCUGCAAAUCCUACAGAACAAUUUGGUUUUUGCAGGUGCUAUCAAUGUGAGCCAGCUUGCACUGCAAGAGAGCAGAUCUGAAAGCCCCUUAGAGCACUUCCCAGACAGCGUGGAAAGUAUAGAUUAUUAUAACCAGUAACAAAUGUCCAUUUACUUGCAAAAAUAUACAGUAAUCCAAAUCAAACUUAGUGCCUGCUAGCCAACUAAAAAAAUUUCAAAAUCAGGAUAGCUUUCCAAUUAUUGCAUGUCCCUUUUGUGAUAUUUGACUCUAGGGAACAAAGCCGAGCAGCCACCUAGAUAGCAUUAAGUCCUAGAAAGAGAAUCUAACAAAGGUCCAGUGUUCAACUGUUUGUACUCAUACUGAGAAUAAUUCUUCUUGAACUCUUUCUCCUAUUCCUUUCCUUCCUUAUGACUUUUCUACGUGAACACCUAACUGCACUGCAUUUCAUAUUACCAUGACCUUCCCAAACCUGUAACCCCAUCUCUGUUUUGGAGAUAGAAGAACUGAGAGUCAUUCACAAUUUUUAAGAAUUUAUCAAGAAUGCAAUUUGUCCUUAAAGCAUUCACAAACACUUUUCAAAGCAGGUUUGUCAAAUACAGAGACUUGAUUCAUGAUGGACAUAAAGGCCAUCCCAACAGCCAUUUAUCUCCUGCUGAAUACUGAAUUAAGUAUGGAUGCAAGCAGUGGCACCUGUAUGACAAAUAUUUGGGAGGUACAGAAGGCCACACUGCAUGCUCAUAGCCAGAUGCCCAUUUCUCUUUGGAUCUAGAUGAGAUCCAUCCCUCUUCUGCAAGUGUUCUGUAGUUCAGAAAUGUUCCCAAUUCUUGCUGGUGUUAGCAGGGGGACAAAUCUAUGGGGGAGAAGGGCCUGCUAUCAGAGGGGACAGGCAGGGAUGCACCACUGCCACACAGUCUUCCACAACAGCAUCUCCUGCUCACACUGCAGGACAGCAAGGGCUGGGUUAGGAACCAUCUCUGGCCCAGAGCAGGGACUGUGGGACAGGAUACUUGAAAUUGGAACAUAAACCUAGCAAACCUGUGGGAUAUCUAACGAGGGAGGAAAGGGAUAAAGAAUUGCUGUCUAUAAUUUGUCACAUAUUAUAGAGCAGGUACCUGGAAGAGAUGGGCUGAAGGAGCUUUUGAAGAUGAGUUUUCUUCUCCUGUCUCUAGAGGGAGCUUCAGAGUGUGAAUAAACUGACUGCUGACUGCGUAUGAACCUCUAAAGAGGGAUGAAGUUAGGUGAGAUGCAUCUUUAUCUGAAGUUCAAGGUAACAGCUUUUAACUUUUCCUGGACUUCUUCAGGCCUUUGUGUCCCUGUCAUGUUUCUGUUGUGCCAAAUUGGAGGGUUAGUUAACAUAACACAGUAGCUUUUGAGGUUCCUAGGCAAUCUCAAACAUAAUUUAACAAAGCAGUCAAGAUUUCAAAGACACUGACUUCUUGAAAGUUUUACAAAAAUAAGUAGAUUUUGUAGGUGAGAAGAAUCCAGACUCCCUUCUUUCAAGAGAAAUUUUGCCUUGUGAACUCAGCCAUCAAGAAGUCUAUUGAAAAAGAGACACGAGAAACCAGGUUACUUAAUUUCUAUUUUUUACCAACCAAAGAGGUUUCUUUGUGGUUCUGAAAAUAUGUUAAACAAUUCUCUAUUUACUAUAGUCCUGGAGGGGAUGGGUAGCCAGACUUGCUCUGGUGUGGUGCUGCUGCUGCCGCUGCUAAGAGGGUGAGCAGAGAAAAGCAUUCCCCAACAACGCUGGUGUCAGCAGAGCCCACGUGUGGCUGCACUGAAUUACAUCAGCUGUGCCACGGCCAGGGCUGGAGGUUCACGGGCUGAGUGAGGAGCUGCUCCUUUGUGCAUCAGAGUCUUAUGCCACACAGCCUGCACUGAAACAUGUCAUUAAAGCUGGCAAAUGGCAGCGUAAGCUGCUCUGUUCAAAUGCACUGCAGGAAUUCAUUCUCUGCAACCAAAUAAAUACUCAAUCUCUGCAAACGCUGCUAACAGUGUUUUGACAAGGCAAUUUGGGAUGGUAUUUUUGUUACAUGAAUGCUCGCUCACAAAGCAGGCACAGUCAGUGCGCUUGGCUAAUUUUCUGCUUAAAUGGAACUAACAAGAGGUAUUCUCUUCCCAUAGGCUUUCCUGUUCCCCCCGCCCUCCUCUGCUCUUUGCAGCUUUCUUCAAACCCAGCUGAGGACCCACAUACACCGAUGACCAGAGCCCAGAGCAGCCUGUCACAGUCUGGAAUGCUUUCAAAAAAUUAAUUUGGAUCUGCUGGUCACUUUCCAGUGUGUCACAUCCUUCUGCACAAGGGAGAACAGGAAAUGGCAAACUCCCAGUAUGAGGCAAAGCAUUCCCAUCGCAGCAAUUGGUCCACAGGAGCUAUAAAUUGGUCUCCUCCAGAAACAGAUCAAAAUUUCUCUUCUGGGAGGGUGGCUGGAAACUGAAGAAGCCAUGGAGAGGAACAGUGCUGCCUUUCCGCUGACACCAGACCCCACGCACCACUUCCACGUAGCCCUGCUGGAUCAGAGACGGAGGCUGCGUGGCCAAAUUGCUCACCUUCACAAGGCAGCUCGGAAACUCAACAAGCUCCGCAAGAGGUCCCUGAUUGCCAAUGUCAGCGGGAGCACCCUGACCGCUGCCGGAGCAGUCACAGCCAUCCUGGGGCUGUCCCUGAGCCCGGCGACGCUGGGAGCCUCUCUGCUGGCGUCGGCCGUGGGUCUGGGUCUGGCCACGGCAGGGGGGGCCGUCAGCAUCACUUCUGACCUCUCCUCAGUGCUCUGCAAUUCCCGGGAGGUGAAGAAGGUGCAGGAAAUUGCAAUGACUUGUCGGAAACAGAUGAGGGAAAUACUCGGCUGCUUGGAGUUCCUUCGCCGGGGGCAGGGCCCAGGCGACCCUACACUGCGCCAGUCAGAGAAGAGGGCAUCCAUCUCGCUCUACAACUCCGUCUGCUUCAUGGUCUUCUGCGGCUCCCACAGCUUCCUCGUGCCCGAAUACACAAAGGAGGUCACUAAAGUAAGCCAGGCUGUGCUGAAGGCCAAAAUCCAGAAGCUGGCUGACAACCUCGAGACCUGCACCAGGGCAAUGGAUGAAGUCUGUGAUCUUCUUGAGUCCAGAACAGAGCUUUCCCCAUGUACGAGGAGACUCAGCUUGGAUGCUAAAACCACUGCUGAGAUCCUGAGACCAUCCAGCUGAAACAGCGUUUGGCCCAUAUUAAAACUGGGUUUGGAGACAUUAUUAACUACGACCAUUAGCACUGCUACCUGUUGUUUUACAGUUCGUGGUGCUGAUGCUGUGAGGCAGACAUUCUGCAGACCCCUUUUCCCCAGCCAUCUCCACUGCUCUGCUUCCUCAGCAAAAAUAAGUAGGUCAGGAGGCGGAUGAAAUACCUGAUGCUGACUGAACCUGGUUUGUAAACAACUUAUGAAUCUGUGUGUGGUACAAGGGCUGGAGUACCCUAAAAAAGCCAGCAGCUGCCAAUUUCCAGUAGAGUAUAAUCCCAUUACCAAGGUACAUCUGGAAAGGCUGUAGAAAGAAGCAGCUCCAGAUAGGACAGACUGUACAGAUAGUUCCCCAUCUGAGGGUGAAAUAGCAGGGCCAGAAUUUAUCUGUUUGGAGAAACCUCUCCAGACUGAGAACUGUGAUGUUUGUAUUCUAUUUAUUUACAUAGAAUGAUUUUAAGCUUAUGAUAUUGUAUUUAAGAGUGUGUAUAUAUUUUUUUUUUUUUUUGAAAGGAGGCCUCUGUUCCAAAGGAAAACUGCUGUUUUUUUAGAGUAAAAGCAAGUCUGUAGCAUGUGAGAGCAAGUUACCUGUUAUUUUGCUGUGAGGGAGGGCAAAUCCCUGUAGGAAAAGGAAAGCAUGACCUGAAUGCUGAUAGUAAUAAAAUAGGUGAAACACAGCCAAACAGUGACAAAAGACUUUAGGAGCCAAAACAGAGAGAAGAAGAGUGGCUGAGUCUGCCUCAGGGCAUUGGUGGAAGGAAGCAGUUAUAUCUCCUGGGAAGGGUAGGGUAGAUUUGUGUUACUGGUCUGAGCUGGAGCCCCGUGACAGGAGCACACCUGAGAGGUGGAGGUGCCACUCUCCAUGCAGUCAAGCAGCCUGUGAGACCCACAGUGGAUCAUCUGUGAGGGGUGAGGCAGCACUCAUGGAAAGCUACACAUACUCCUAGAAAGGCUUCCCACAGAAGGCUUCAUGUUAGUGAAAUACAUGCGGGUACUAAUAUUCAGGAGGGAUAGAGAGGAGUAGGAUAAUUCAGUGGCAGAACCCCUACAAAGCAGGAGCAGGGACUGGGGCCCGGUUUCAAGUGACUGUUCUGCUAAAUACGCCCUUUGUGAUUUUGAGCCAUCAGUACCUCAGUUCCCUGUCUAAAAAUGGGGAUAGUAGCAUUUCCCUACCUCACAAGAAUGUGUCUGGGAUCAUCCCACUCAGAAGUGCCCAGGUAUGGUGAUGAUGGGGAUCAUGUCAGUACCUGAAAGAGGUACAAGGAAGAGACCCUGAAACUAGCUUGAGGCAACUAGAAGAGUUAAUGCAGAGGUAACUCCCUCCACAAGCAUGUCCCAGUGGAUAAGGGAAACUUCCCUGCGCAGGCACAAAUCCAAAUGAUCAGAAAAACCUACUCUGUAAUUCUGUAACACUGACCAAAUUCUUAGGGAGGGCAGUACUCCAUGUCACAAAGCUUGAAUUCUUGUCCUUCUUGUCUCUUCUUUUCAUCGUAUCAAUAUUUGUUUUAAUAUGUUGUAGGAACAAUAAAAGCUCUGGUUCUCCAGAGUGAGACUCAAAUGCUUUUGAUACCCAUGUCUGUUUGAACAGAAAUUAACAAGUACACUGCUGAUUUGAAUAAAUGAAUAUGAAGCA
Messenger RNA from Taeniopygia guttata (zebra finch), 5340 nucleotides. Lineage: Eukaryota; Metazoa; Chordata; Aves; Passeriformes; Estrildidae. The record is from RefSeq and is a predicted model, not a curated record.